This is a messenger RNA of Acipenser ruthenus (sterlet), 4762 nucleotides long. RefSeq names its product partitioning defective 6 homolog beta-like. Gene Ontology annotation, cellular component: nucleus; cell cortex; apical plasma membrane. Gene Ontology annotation, molecular function: protein kinase C binding. The record is from RefSeq and is a predicted model, not a curated record. The transcript has 3 exons. The coding region runs from base 370 to 1512 and encodes 380 amino acids. Lineage: Eukaryota; Metazoa; Chordata; Actinopteri; Acipenseriformes; Acipenseridae. Gene Ontology annotation, biological process: regulation of cellular localization; centrosome cycle; establishment or maintenance of cell polarity.
GCGUUGUGGCGCGGGCAUGAAGCCGGCGUGAACGCGCAUUGUGGAAACGAGGCUGGUGUGCGGCAGUUUCCUGGGUACAGAUUGCGUCACUGUGUGUAUGUGUGUGCCUGUCUGUGUGACUCUGAGAGAGAGAGUUUAAAGCAGGUUGUCAGGCGGAGGCGUCCACAUCCUGGGAGACGUUAGGAGAAAAUACCAAGCAGAAAUCAAGGAGCGAGAACGCGAAUGAGGCAACGCUAUAAUACGUGAAUAUAACAAGUGAGCAGACUUCGAGUACGACAGACAGCGGAGAGAGAGAGAGAGACAGAGCGAGCCGUGGGGGAUAUAGCCCUGGUGAGGGCGAGCCUGUUACCCCGGGUCGCGGAUCUAAACAUGAAUAAAAACCACCGAGUGCCGACCAACAGGUCUCUGAGCGCUGUGGAGGUGAAGAGCAAGUUUGGCGCAGAAUUCCGACGGUUUUCUCUGGACCGAUCGAAACCUGGGAAAUUUGACGAGUUCUAUGGAUUACUUCAACAUGUGCACAGAAUCCCUAACGUGGAGGUGUUGGUUGGAUAUGCAGACAUUCAUGGGGACUUACUACCUAUAAACAAUGAUGAUAAUUACCACAAAGCAAUAUCAACAGCCAUCCCUCUUCUUCGGAUAUUUUUACAGCGGAAAGAGGAGGCUGACUAUUCUGCGUUCGGCACAGACUCGUUGAAGAGGAGGAAGAAGAAUGUCCUCGCCACUGUCCUCCGCGCUGACAACAACCGAAAGAAACCUCCCCUCCUGAUCAGCCUGCCGCGCGAUUUCCGCCCGGUCUCUUCCAUCAUCGACGUGGACAUACUCCCGGAGACUCACCGGCGGGUCCGACUCUACAAGCACGGCUCGGAAAAACCACUCGGUUUCUACAUCCGGGACGGAUCCAGCGUCCGGGUCACCCCGCAGGGACUGGAGAAAGUCCCAGGAAUAUUCAUCUCCCGCAUGGUGCCGGGAGGCCUGGCUGAUGGCACGGGCUUGUUAGCGGUCAAUGACGAAGUUCUGGAAGUGAAUGGGAUCGAGGUGUCGGGGAAGAGCCUCGACCAGGUCACAGAUAUGAUGAUCGCAAACAGCCACAACCUCAUUGUCACAGUGAAGCCUGCCAAUCAGAGGAACAACGUGGUCAGACACAGCCGGACUUCUGGCAGCUCGGGUCAGUCUUCAGACAGCAGCACAAGCCACUACGGCUACACGGUGACCCCGCAAAUUAUCCAGAACUUCCACCCCGAGGAGGCGGAGAGCGACGAGGACAACGACAUCAUCAUCGAGGGGAGUGGCAAGCCCCAGCAGAUCCCCAAAGCCUCCUCUGCCAGCGCCAGCUUGGGCUCUCUGACACAUUCUGAGCCCCAUUUCGGGUCCAAGCAGAAUGGCUUCUCAGCCCUCAGCAGCAGUGCAGGCUCGCUUACAGCAGCAGGAGAGAUUCAGGGUCGAGAGUCAGAAAGAAGGAGGAGUACAGAACGAGCGAAUGUAGAAGAGGAAGGAACAGUGAUCACACUAUAGACCACAGCCUGCACUUGAAGGUGCUGGAGGUGCCAUAUUAUUAGGCAGUGCCUCUGCAUUGAUCUGACAUACAGUGUGUAGCCACUUUUUUACAUUGUGGUUACUUGCAAUUGUGAAUGGAGGAGCAAGGGUAGUACUGGAUCUAUUAACAGUCGGCGCAUAAUAAUAUAUAUAUUUUUUAAAAAUGGGUAUAAAAAGUCUUGCAAUCCACAUCAAAUAGUUUUUUGGGGCUUAUUCUAAACUUAAACAUUAUUUAUAAAUGCAUUUUUUAAUAAACUGUGUAACUAUGAUUUGUUUUAUGGUAGUAAUCAAGCAACACAAAUGAUCCUAAGCUAAAAUCAGGCUUUGGCUUUCCAUCUCUUAGGGUUGUAACGAGAAGCUGGAUGUCAUUUCCAAACAGAAUGGAUGAAAUGGAAAAAUAAUAAUGGGUGUUUUAAUUAAGUUCAGAAUGGUUUCCGAUGAUCUGAUACAACCUAUCCUGAACACCUAAUGCAUGUCGUGCUCAGAAUGUGCUGUGCAUUGUACUGUUAAUCAGCUUGGAAAGCAGAUUGUAAUGAUGUCUGGUGAUCAGUUCUCACACACUCUCCAACAAUUGAUCUUUUAAAAUCUCUUCAUGUUUGCUUUCAGAAUUGUUUUUUGAGCAAAAUGGUUCUUAAAAAGAGCACAAGUGGUACAAUAAUGAGAAGAUCAGAUAUGCAGGUUAAAAUACUUGCUACCUUUUUGAAGUAUCUUUUUUUCAUUACUAUUUAACAGAACAUACAGGAGCUACUUUUACAGUCAGUGUAUUUAGCCAACGUAUAAGUCAUUAGCCUACAUCUUCUCUUGUAGCUUACUGAUCAGAAACUAAUUGGAUUUAGUAAAGUUACUGUAUGUAAUGGGAUAUUGAGAUUCCUUUCAACUUCUUUUAUUGAUGUUCUUGGAAGACAGUUAACCGUGUAAACAAUGCACAAAAGGUGAUUGAUGCUAUGUAUUCUGUAUGUAAGCUGUGAAUAGCAUUCACCAAGGACCAUGUAAAAAAAGACUAAACAUAAAUGCAAAAAUGCUAGGAGAAAAGCACAUCAAUUGGAAUUGGAUCUGAAAUGUUGUUUAACAUGGGUUACAGACUGUAUAGAACCAUGUGAUUAUACGCGUACACUUAGGGUGAUACAGUUUCAUUCCAAACAGUUUUGAAUGGGUUUGUUUGCAUGGGGUUUUAAUCAGAACGAGAUUGAAACGUGUGCUUGUUUCAUGGAAGGUUUCAGGCAUGUCUAGCACAAAUUCUAAAGAAAAAAAGUAUUAAAAUGUAGCAGAGAUUUGCAUGUCAGGAAUCAGAAAUUAACCUUUGGCAGCAAAGAGAUGUAUUAUUCUGCAGUUUGACAGCUUAGACACCCUCUGCAGGCUGCUAACGACACGGGACAGCAUACAAACAUGAUGUUAAUUAUAAGUACUUCCAUAUGAAAUACACCACUGAAUACUGUAGAGAUAUUUUUAUAGAAAGUUUUACAGAAUGAUCAAAUGUAUAAACCUUGUAGGUACUAGUGGUAGUUGCUUGCCCAUUACUGAAUACAAUAGACCAUUGGGGUUGUACAGGAAACAAGCUGCAGUGACGGUACAGACUAUCAUGGCUUUGUUUGUAUUAUCUCUUAUUAUCAGGACAUUAAGUUGAGUUUCAGAGGAGGGACAGACCCCAGCACACAACACACCAUCCUGUAAAUACAACCGAAUUGCCUCCCUUUCAUUGCAGGCACCACCCCCAUCCCCACACAGGGCUCUAUAGGUACGAUGUGUCAGUCUGGCUUUGAGAGUGUCGUUUGCUGUUGUAAAAUGCUGCUGGGGAGUGGGUGCUAUUCAGUUUUAUUUAAACACUGGUGUGUCUAAAUACAGCUGUGGUUUACAUUUAAAAACUGAUCGAUUUUUGAUUUAGUACACAAAGGACCCUAUUUAAAUGAUCCAAACAGAUCUCCCACGGAUCAAGACCAGUUAUAUCUCACUCACAAAUGUAGUUCCGUUGUGUGGGAAUCUUCAUGGUACUGUUUGUGCUUCCCAGCAGUACUUGGGUUAACAUUUACCUGAAGGGCACUGUUGCUUUUAGGUUCACUGUUAAACCUGGUCUUGACUGCAGCUGGUCCAGCUUCAUUAAUAUGAGAUGGAUCGAUGCUUCCAGAGACAGUGCUCAGUUCUGUUUCAAUCACGUGCUUGCUAAGGUACACUCAAGUUCAGUGUUGAAUGAAUGAAAUGCUGUUUAGUAUUCAUGAAAUUGCUCCAUUUGUUGGUUAACAUCAGUCUAGAACAAUUUGUUAUAAAUAUCACUUUAUUAAUAUGCUGAAAUGACAUUCUUUAAUAACUUCUUUAAGUGCUGUGAAUAGGGCCCUGCAUAGAUAAUAUAUGGUCCCAUUCAAUGAAUUUGAAUUCAUAUUUUUUCUCUGUACAUUAUCCUAUGAUUUGUUAUUGUGCCUCACUUUAUUACAGUUUCAUCACUCCUUCAUAUUGAUAAAAUCAGCAGCAAUAACUAAAAAUGACCACUAGAGUACACAUGGACUGGAUGUGUCAAUAAUUUCGUCCUCCUGAAAGUGAGUUUGUCAGAUUUUCCAUUGCAAAUAUUAAACAAACUCACCAUUUCAGGGGGAAGAAAUGCUGGUACGCUGCCCCUAGUGGUCAUGGCUAUACUGGCCUCAUUACAGAAAUACAGUGGUGGUUCUAUUAAACAUCAAAAACAGUAAUAUAUGAUGGAAUAACAACUAGAAAUAAAUAAAUACAAAUUCAGAGAGUAUAAAGUAUUCCUGUACUACUCAAUCAUACAAGUUUUAUUUCCUGUUCCGUCUCAAUUUCUGAUUUGCCAAUGCAAAUAUACACUGAAAAUAUUUGUCACUAUCUAAAAAGUUUUGCAAGAUGAUUGCAAGAUGAUUAAAAAAAAAAAAAAAAGAUGUUCUAUAUAAAUGCUGUACAUUUCCAUACUGUGAAUUAUAUUAUUGUAUCCCUGGAAGAAACGUAUGCUGUACUAUUGGAAAAUAGGCUUGUAUAGAAAAUGGGCUUUUUACUUUUAUGUUAAUAUUCUGUUAUUUAAAAAAAAAAAAAAAAAAAAAUUAAAAAAUGCAGUGAUUUUACUUGCUAUAUGAUUCUGGGUAUAUACAUUUUUAAUGAAAGUAUCAGUAUUUUCUUAUUACUACUGUAUAAUUUAUAUGUCACUUAAUAAACCCUUUUUAAAUGAAAUAGAUGCACAUGUAUAACAGCAUCAUUUAUCGGCUGGUGAAAUAAAGUAAUAUGUAGAAUA